This is a messenger RNA of Perca flavescens (yellow perch), 1205 nucleotides long. RefSeq lists its product as uncharacterized. The record is from RefSeq and is a predicted model, not a curated record. The transcript has 7 exons. The annotation marks the transcript as partial. NCBI's taxonomy places the organism in Eukaryota, Metazoa, Chordata, Actinopteri, Perciformes, Percidae.
AUACGACUGUUUGGGAAAAGGUUGAAGUCUGAGCACUUCUGUGGGCGUUCACAAAGCACGGAAAGGCGUCGGUCGGUGAACGUGUUUCUCCGUUCGGUUCUCUCCAGCCUGGCAGUCAGUGGACACGCAUACCGGACGAGACGAAGCAACAUGAAGGACAACAGUUUGCCCCGAAUUGUAGUUAUUAUCUUGUGCACGGUGGUUUUUAUCGCCGUUGUAAUUGUUAACGCUUUGGCUGGAGCGGGCAGAGGUCCUUUCCGUUCCUCUGUAGGUAAUGUGUCAGGCCACUAUGAGACAGACAUCACUCCAGCUGGCUGGACCUUCUCUAUCUGGGGCGUUAUCUAUACCUGGCUCACCCUGAUGGUCCUAUACCUCACUACAUAUGUAUUCAGAGGAUCCUGGGCUCAGUGUCUGCUGCCCUACUCCUUCUAUUUCUGCUGGCUGUCCAACAUGGUGAUGAAUGUGAUAUGGUUGCUGCUGUGGGAUAGAGAGUUGAUGCUGGCAGCUCUGGUUGUGUUGAUCCUGAUGGCGAUCACCAACUACACUGCUUUGUUCUUCUGUUGCUUUGCCACCGAUUACUACGGCCUCUGGUUACAGACGUACCAUCGCAAAGACCUGGCCUGUCUCCGAAUAUUGGUCCAGAACGGUUUGGCUGUCUACACCACGUGGAUUUCCAUCGCUGCUCUGAUCAACUUUUCGUUGGUUCUCCACCUGUGGGGGGUGGACCGGAUCACGGCGGCAACGGCCUCUCUGUGCAUCCUGUUUGCCGAGGUGGUUGGAUGGUUCGUUCUCGAGAACUGGGUGCUGGACCGCUGGGUGCGUAACAUCCUGACAGUGUACCCUGUGGUGAUCGUGGCUCUGGUUGGGAACAUCCUCAAGCAUUUUCAGCCAGCUCAUCCCACUCCAAAUUCUGUGUUUAUGGUUGUACUGCUGGUGUUGGCGUGUGUCCUGCUGGUGUCCCGACUCUGUAGCGUCAUCUGGAGAAACAAAUGGCGGCCUCUCCACUCCCCAGGCUCUGCACGGCUGAUGAUAUCACCCCUCGAUGGCAGUAAAUUCAAGAUCUUUUCUUAAACAAGAGGAAUUUGUACAUUUCCUCCUGUCCCGCUCUCAGGCCACUCUUAAAUACAUUUUCACACAAGCCACUGCAAUGCUCCACGAGGUUUCAAACUCAUGAAGGUGUUUAACUAGUCAUGGAUUUGCAUAGA